AUGCGCUCGCCCUCCGUCAACAAAUUACCUACAGAAAUGCUGUGCGAGGUUUUCAAGCUCCUCACAGGAUGUGUAGAUGGUGGCAUUAGCGACCCCACCAUGGCAGUCAUGGAUCCAGACGGGGACAGCAGUGGCAUCAUAGUCACGCCCCCAGCCGACGCCUUGAUGCUUCCCGAACUCACACAUGACUCCGAAACCGCGAUCGCCCUCUCACACGUCUGCAAAAGAUGGCGCAGGAUCAUGCUCGACCGACCCGUUAUGUGGUCACGUCUGCGCAUCACUCACAGGCGGCUCUUCUCGGACUGGGCAGACCUCACCAAAGAGGUACUCGAGCGUUCCCGAAGUAAUCCACUCCAUCUGGACGUGUCCUUUCUAGUAAGAUGCAACCCAAACACGAGGGAUAACUGUCAAAGCAUCUUUUAUGCUGUUAAUGGCAUAUUCGCCAAGCACUUAGCGCGUUGUUCCGACACGACCGCUGGGAUCAAGUGGCUCCACAUCUUCGAGGAGGUUGAUCGGAAAGAGAUCAGUCCCAACAUACCAUUUCAAAUAUCUCUAAUCGCGCCUCAGGUCGUCUCGCUGGCUUCUCAAUUCGCUCUGGUGUCCGACUUUCCUACGGGUAUGGAUCGGAUUCUCUUCGAGGACCGUCUGUUUUCCAAGGGGGAAUAUCUGGACGCUCUGACAAUGACUUAUGUAAAACACAUCAUCCUCGCCAACAUCGAUAUCCCCGCUGCGCGCCUUCAAUGGGAGGCUGCGCAGGACAGAGUCAAGUAUCUCAAAAGGACCGCAUCACCCCUCGUCAGUAUCAUGUUUCGCGACAUCAGAGACUCUGUGGGGAGCAUCCGUAGCAACGACCGCAUUCGCGCUGCCCAGCAGUUUUUUGCGGAAACCUUUCUAGAGCGGAUUAGUGAGACUCUGGAGCAAGUCUGGUUUGUCGGUAUCUCUGAAGACAUUUGGGCUGGAUUUAUCUCCGUGUGCGACGGCAUACCAUUCCACUUCCCAAACGUGCGCAGUUUGAGGCUCGAAGACAUCAAUAUGUACGACGGCGAUGACGAUUUUGACCUUCUCGCGAGGCUGUUCCCUAAUUUAACUCGGUUAAUGGUGGGGAUUAUGGACGAAUCCCAUGGAAAGACUUUGAUCAAGCUUUGGUCGUUGGAUAAGUCUGUUUGGCCAAAGCUGAAGGAAAUUGAAUAUGAUGAUGUUUUGGUGGAGAGGGAGGAGGGGAUGAAAUUUAAAAGGUGGAGGAUUCGGCCUACUAUGUCGAUUGAAUUGUAAUCAUCAUGGGACUGGUCUUCGUAUAAUUAAAUCCCAUAUAAACUAUCCU
Laccaria bicolor S238N-H82 is the source of this 1321-nucleotide messenger RNA. RefSeq lists its product as uncharacterized. Lineage: Eukaryota; Fungi; Basidiomycota; Agaricomycetes; Agaricales; Hydnangiaceae. The record is from RefSeq and is a predicted model, not a curated record. The transcript has 2 exons. The coding region runs from base 1 to 1272 and encodes 423 amino acids.